Messenger RNA from Triticum aestivum (bread wheat), 1311 nucleotides. RefSeq lists its product as uncharacterized. The record is from RefSeq and is a predicted model, not a curated record. Lineage: Eukaryota; Viridiplantae; Streptophyta; Magnoliopsida; Poales; Poaceae. Gene Ontology annotation, molecular function: protein binding. Bases 1 to 1311 code for a protein of 436 amino acids. The transcript has a single exon.
AUGGACUCCAUCCCCAUCCCGGACGUCCUCUUGGAGGAGAUCUUUCUCCGCCUGCCCGCCCCGGACACGCUCGUCCGCGCCUCUGCCACCUGCACCACCUUCUGCCGCGUCAUCAAAGGUCGCGCCUUCCGCCGCCGCUUCCACGCGCUACACCGGCCUCCCCUCCUUGGCUUCAUGGACGCCGCCGGAUUCCACCCUGCCGAGGCACCGCACCCCUCCGCCCCGCUCGCCGGCGCCCUCACCCCCUGCGCUGCCGAUUUCUCCUUCGUCCCGGCCGUUGUUUCUUCAUCCUCUUACUACAAGAAAGAUGACGGGAAAGGCCCCCGCUGGCGCCCCCGCGACGUCCGUGGCGGCCGCGUCCUCCUAGACUGGAUCUCCCUCCACCCCCGCUUCAUCAAGAGCUGGAGCUAUCACUACGGCUCCGACAUAAGCAUCCUCGUGGACAUCAGCGACGUCCUUGGGAGGGGACCCCACCACACGUGGACCAAACGGGACAUGUGCAACGCCGCUGACUUCCACCUCGCUGUCUGCGAUCCGCUGUCCCGCGGAUUCAUGCUGCUUCCAACAAUACCCGAGGACCUCGCCGCCCUGCCGCAAGACCGCCUUGGGGCAUUCGAGCCCGUGCUCGCUCCGGCAACCGGCGACGAGCCCUUCAAGGUGAUAUGUGUGGCAAGAUACGAGACAAAGCUCGUCAUCUUUGUGUUCCCGUCCACAACUAUGCAAUGGUGUAUGGUUGAGUCCCCUGUCGUCCCUUCUUGGCACGUCAUGUCCUGUUUUGACUGCGUGGGCAGCUGCUUCUACUGGACAGACCGUUAUGACUGGACUGACCAUUUGAUGGUGCUGGACACACGUACUUUGAGGUUUUCAACUGUCAAUUUUCUCACUGGCUACCAUAUGGAGCUCAGAGAUGCUGACCUGAGCAUUGGUCAUGAUUGGCGUCCGAAUGCAGUUGUUGUGGGUAGUGAAGGAGCCAUUGAGAUGUUUUCUCUUGUCCCUCAGCACGGGUCCUUUGCUCUCCAUCAUACCUCUCUGCAGCCUGGGCAGGAUAGUACUCAUGAAUGGAAGCUGGAGAAGAUCGUACAGCUACCUAGGCAGGGUCAUGGCUAUUCCAUUUCCACAGUGGGUGCGGCCGAGGGAUUCUUGUUCUUCCAAGACAUUCCUGCUGGCCAUGAGCUUGAGAAUUUUGAUUGUUAUUCAAUGGAGGUCAAAACAUAUGAGAUUAUCAAGGUCUGUACAAAGGAUUUCUUUGACAGUGCACGAGCUCAUCCCUACUUUAGCUUCCCACCGGUGUUAUCGGAACCAACUGUUUGA